AAAUCUGGCUUCUGUAUGCUCCUCUAUCCAACACACAUGCCUUCCUCUCUUUGCUCUCUCUCUGCUGUUUCAAAAAGAAAACACUCCUUUUCUACUCUCUCUCUCUCACGCAUAUUUUCUGUUCUUGGACAUUAGAGAAAAGUAGAGUCACAAACCCUAAAACCCUGCAACCAACGACUAAUUCUCCCAGUACGGAGUCAAAAUUCAGUCUUUUGCAUCAAAUCCUAACUCCCACUCUCAAUGUACAUAAAUUCCCUUCGGGCUUAGAUUUUAGAGGGUAGCAGCAUAAGCAGAGCAAUCCAAUCACCUCAAACCAAAUCACAUUCUCUUCCGGUACCAAUCCAGAGCUAGAAAACUUCUUCCUUUUGUGAUUCGAGACUCCCCUUCACCUCUAACCCCAAAACCAGGAAAAACUUGUCACCUGAACCUUUUUUCAUAAACCUUACGAUUUUUUUCUCUUUAAAAAAGAAGACUUUGCUGUUGCCCAUUUCAUCAUUUCCGCUCUACAAUCCUCUUCUCUGGGUGAAAAUUUUGAAAAGCAGAGCAAACACCUAAAACCCCAAGAUGCCAAGCUCAAAACCCGUAACCUUUAUCUUGAUUUUCAUCAAUGCAGUAGCUUUAGUGACCUCCAAAUCCACCAUUGAGCCUUGCACCAACUCAGAUUCCUGCAAUGCUCUUCUUGCCUACACGCUAUACACAGACCUCAAAGUCUCAGAAGUGGCCUCCCUCUUCCAAAUUGACCCAAUAGCUCUCCUCACAACCAAUGCCAUCGACAUCGCUUACCCAGAUGUCGAAAACCACAUCCUCCCUUCACAACUCUUCCUCAAAAUCCCCAUCACGUGCUCAUGUGUUGAUGGAAUCCGCAAAUCCGUCUCGACUCACUACAAAACAAGGCCUUCAGAUACAUUAUCUUCCAUUGCAGACUCAAUCUAUGCAGGCUUGGUUUCUGCGGACCAGAUAAAGGAGGCGAAUUCCAUUGACGAUCCUUCAGUGCUUGAUGUUGGGCAGAGCCUUGUUGUUCCUUUGCCUUGUACUUGUUUUAAUGGGACGGACAAUUCGUUGCCUGCUAUUUAUUUGUCUUAUGUUGUCAAGGAGGUGGAUACGCUGGCUGCCAUUGCCGCCCGUUACGAAACUACACUUACUGAUUUGAUGAAUGUUAAUGCUAUGGGGAGUGCUGCAAUUAAGGCUGGUGAUAUUCUUGCUGUGCCAUUGCCAGCUUGUGCUUCCAAGUUUCCAAGAUAUGCUUCUGAUUUUGGUUUGAUUGUGCCAAAUGGGAGUUACGCUAUCUCUGCAAGUCACUGUGUCCAAUGCAGUUGUGGACCUGGAAACCUCAAUUUGUACUGCAUGCCUGCUUCAUUGGCAGUUUCUUGUUCGAGCAUGCAAUGUAGGAAUAGCAAUCUCAUGCUUGGGAAUGUUACGGUGCAGCAGAGUAGUGCUGGGUGUAAUGUAACUUCUUGCAGCUAUGGUGGAUAUGUCAAUGGCACUAUUAUGACCACGCUGUCAACAUAUCUCCAACCUCGAUGUCCAGGGCCACAACAAUUUCCUCCUCUGGUAGUACCACCCACCACGGUGAUCAAGGAUUCAACUUUUGCUCCAGCACCUGCACCUCAGUCAGAUGGUUCUAGUACACCAACACCCACACCCAAGACCGAAGUUGUGCCAGCAACUGGAUCGCUUCCUGGAUUACCUCCAGCAAGUGGCCCAGUUGGAAGUAUUUCUUCUUCUUUCUCAGUCAAUCCAUCAGCCACUCUUAUGAUCGCAGCUGUGCUACUUUUGUUUGCCAUGAACUGCCUGUCUUGAUGGCUUCGGUCGGUGUGGUUUGCCUGUCUAGGAUCGCAAUUCUAUGUUGUAUGUAACCUUGUUAAUUUUUAUUUCUACCACAUGAACUGCUUUAUGGAUGCGGGAAAACGUGAACUGUCUCUGUGCCUGGCUGGUAUUUUUCUUCUACUCAUUCGCUGUAUUAUGUACUGCAAGUCGAGGCAUGGGCAGUUCUUUUGCGACUCAUUCUUUGCUUAAAGUAUCCAGAGCUCUAUGGUAUUUCCCUCGUUAUGCACUUUA
Populus euphratica (Euphrates poplar) is the source of this 2058-nucleotide messenger RNA. Its product is annotated as lysM domain-containing GPI-anchored protein 1. Bases 565 to 1800 code for a protein of 411 amino acids. The record is from RefSeq and is a predicted model, not a curated record. The transcript has 5 exons. NCBI's taxonomy places the organism in Eukaryota, Viridiplantae, Streptophyta, Magnoliopsida, Malpighiales, Salicaceae.